UCGAUCUAACUGUCAUGGCGGCAGAGGACAUGUGCGGCUGUGCAGUCCCUCCCCGGUCAAGUGCAGCAGACAGAGACGCGGAAGCAGAAUCUAAGCCUGUGUGUGUGGGUGUGUGUGUAUGUGAGGAGAGAUUAGAAAAGGGCAGGGCAUGCACAGACACACACAAUUGCAGCAGAUGUAACUGAAAAAAAAAAGUCUAAUCAGUGAAGAGUGAACGUUUUUGGAAGCAGAGUGGUCAAGGUGAGAGCCGUUUCUUCUUGUGUUCUGCACCAGAUUUUGUACCUCUUCAUUUGCUGCCUUACCUCACUUCUGCAUACAUCAUGUCACUACUGACUCAUGUGUUGGCGUGCCUCUUCGGAAUGGGCUCCUGGGUGGCCAUCAAUGGGAUGUGGGUGGAGCUCCCCUUGAUUGUACCUGAAAUUCCAGAGGGCUGGCUUCUGCCCUCCUACCUCACAGUCCUCAUCCAAAUGGCCAACAUAGGCCCUCUCUUCAUUACCCUCAUGCACCACUUCCGCCCAGGGGUGCUAGAUGAGCGGCCGGUCAUCUACUGCAUUGUAGGGUUGGGUAUCCUCGCUACAUUCCUGCUGGCUUUUUUUUGGAAGUACACAGUGACCUUCGGGGGCUCACUGCAUAGUGUGCCACUGUUGAUGUUAAGUUUCCUGCUUUCUGUGGUGGACUGCACUUCAUCUGUUACCUUUCUUCCUUUCAUGAUGAGGUUGUGUCCACAAUAUCUCACUACAUAUUUCGUAGGUGAAGGCCUCAGUGGUCUGGUGCCUGGACUAGUGGCCCUUAUUCAAGGUGUUGGUGUAGUUCACUGUGAAAAUGCCACUUUGGCUGGUGACACAAGAGCUAAUAAUUCCAAUAUAACUGACAUUGGAGAGCUAAAGGCCAUCUACCUUCCCGCUAAAUUCUCUGCCCAGGUCUUCUUCGUAUUCCUCAGUGCCAUGAUGGUCGUGUGCCUGAUAGCUUUCGUCCUACUCAACCACCACCCAGCUGUGGCUCGGGAGAGAAAAAGUGAACGAUACUUCAGUGGGGAACUUGACCGUGAGAAGAGAGAGCAAGGCCUGUCUCUGAAUGCCCAAACACCAGAGCAAAAGCCCAUGAUCAGCCCCUUGGAAGCUGGCAAGAAGGAACCUAGGAGCUCUUUUGGGAGGGGGACAUAUAGUAUCUGUGAGGUGGUGUUCAUCUUUGUCGUACUGGCUUGGGUCAAUGCUCUCACCAAUGGAGUGUUGCCUUCAGUGCAAUCCUACUCAUGCAUGCCUUAUGGGAACAAGGCCUACCAUCUAGCUGCCACAAUGGGAGCUGUUGCCAACCCUGUGGCUUGCUUCAUCGCCAUGUUUAUACCAAUAAGAUCUCUUGUCUUCAUGGGGGUUUUGACCAUUUUUGGGACUGGAUUUGGAGCCUACAUUAUGGGCAUGGCUGCUCUGAGUCCAUGUCCUUUGCUUGUCCACAGUACAUAUGGAGCUGUAGUCAUAGAGCUGGCCUGGAUCCUGUUUGUCCUCUCGCUGUCGUAUGUGAAAGUCAUCAUUGGGGUGAUCCUGAGAGAUGAAGGCCACAGUGCCCUCGUGUGGUGUGGAGCUGUAGUGCAGCUGGGCUCCAUGCUCGGCGCUCUAACCAUGUUCCCACUUGUCGGUUACCAUCAGCUUUUCACGCCAGGUGAUCCUUGCAACACUAAGUGUUCGACAUAGACCUUAAAGGUGUUUAAGUCACACUCUGCUGUAUGAAACUCUAACAUUAAUUUCACCUGUUUUAGUAGAAUUAAACCUGUUGAGUUUUACAUAUUUCAACAUGUUGUAAAAGAGCUGGCAGAUUAUAGGUGGUGAUCUGCCACAGUAUCACUCCUUGUUUUUAGUAAGAUUGUGUUCAUGAAUGUGAGAUGAUUUAGCUGUAGUUAAUCAUGUAUGGCGUACAUAUAUAUAUAUAUACAGUACUUAGCAAAUUUAUUAGACCACCUGUCAUAACCC
Archocentrus centrarchus (flier cichlid) is the source of this 1964-nucleotide messenger RNA. RefSeq names its product solute carrier family 52 member 3-2b (gene slc52a3-2b). Gene Ontology annotation, cellular component: plasma membrane. Lineage: Eukaryota; Metazoa; Chordata; Actinopteri; Cichliformes; Cichlidae. Gene Ontology annotation, molecular function: riboflavin transmembrane transporter activity. Bases 321 to 1688 code for a protein of 455 amino acids. The record is from RefSeq and is a predicted model, not a curated record. The transcript is spliced from 4 exons. Gene Ontology annotation, biological process: riboflavin transport.